This is a messenger RNA of Drosophila persimilis, 1786 nucleotides long. Its product is annotated as sulfhydryl oxidase 1. Bases 21 to 1700 code for a protein of 559 amino acids. The transcript has a single exon. Gene Ontology annotation, cellular component: Golgi membrane. NCBI's taxonomy places the organism in Eukaryota, Metazoa, Arthropoda, Insecta, Diptera, Drosophilidae. The record is from RefSeq and is a predicted model, not a curated record. Gene Ontology annotation, molecular function: protein disulfide isomerase activity; flavin-dependent sulfhydryl oxidase activity. Gene Ontology annotation, biological process: protein folding.
CUCGCGCACAUCGUCUGGAAAUGAUUCCGAUUCGGAAUUCACUGCCUUUUGCCACGUUGCUGCUGCUGCUGCUGCUGCUCUUGGCCACGGCCAAGGCCAGGGCCAGGCCCAAUGAAGCGACAGGUGAGGCGAGUCUCUACAACGAGGCUGACAACGUGAUCAAUGCGGACACCAAUACACUGCGCGACCAUCUGGCGACAGUACCAAAGGGCAAGCUGGUGCAGUUCAUAAACAUCUUCUGCGGCGACUGCCAACGCUUUGCGCCCACCUUCAAGGACGUGGCACGCGACCUGUACAAGUGGCAGCGCGUGCUCAGCAUUUAUGCCGUCGACUGUGCCCAGGAGAAGAACGUGCAGAUCUGUCGCGACUUUCAGGUCCUUAAGACCCCGACGCUGCGCUACUUUCCGGUAUACACUGGCAACGGGACAGGCAUCGACAUACCCACUGUCAAACCCAACGAAAUUAAAGACCUGUUGGCCGGGUAUUUGGCCAAAGACAUGAACUGGAACUUGCUGUACUUUGACCCCCUCAGAUCCGACAGCAAUGCGAAAACAACAAUCGGAGAUCACAAAGGUCCUGGCCAAGCCGCGGAGUACAUUGCACUCGUCCUACAGCCGAAGGGCUCGAACAUUGGCAGAGACACGAUCUUCGAACUGCUACCGCAUCCCGCGGUGGUCGUACGCCUUGUCGAUGAUGCCCAGACCUUUGCCAACUUCGGUCUGACGCCCCAAGGUCAGAAGUUGGCCAUCUUGGACUUGGCCGGCAACGUCCAGGCGCUGAAGGCCGCCCAAGAAACGAGCCAGGCUUAUGCGGCCAGCAUUGCCGAGUAUCUCGGCCAAAAGGGCCACACUCCCGUGCCCCCACUGCCCACGACUGUGGCACCGAAAGUGCGCACUGUCCGGAACAAGGAGCAGCAGGCAAUCCUGGCCACUGUGCUGCGAAGCGGACCGGCCAAGAUCUAUCGAGCCGAUCUGGAGCAGGCCAUCGACAAACUGCUGCACGUAGAGCUGCCAAAGGCAGACCUCAUACAGGGCAGCAAUCUGACGGCCCUGCGGGACAUUAUCGCCGUCCUGAGACACCUCAAUCCCCUGAACAAUAACGGCCAGGAGCUGCUCACGAACCUCCAUGGGUUCCUGCUCCCCAUCAACCGCCUGACGGGCAGCGAAUUCGCGGACCUGGUCAAGUCCACAGAGAAGAAGCUGGAGGGGAAUGUGUUCAAGGCGAAGCGCUAUGUUGGUUGCAUUGCCUCGCGUCCCUUCCUGCGCGGCUUCACCUGCUCCCUGUGGACGCUGUUCCACUACCUCACAGUCGCGGCGGCAAAGCCACCGUACUACCUUCAGGCCGGAUCCGUGCUCUCGGCCAUACACGGCUUUGCCAAGCACUUCUUCGGCUGCCGGGACUGUGCCGAUCAUUUCCUGGCUUUGGCAGAGCGCAAACACAUCGAGCGGGUGACGGACUACGAUGCCGAGAUCCUCUGGCUGUGGGAGGCCCACAACGAGGUCAACAAGCGUUUGGCCGGCGACACCACCGAGGAUCCCAAGUUCCCGAAGAUACAGUUUCCCAGCAAAAAGUAUUGCCCCGCCUGCACCAAUGAGAAUUCCCAGUGGAAUCGCACUGAAGUCUUGAAAUAUCUGAAGAUUAUCUACGACAAUAAGAACUUGAGCCCGUACGGUCUGCCCACCACAAGGGGAUACCCAUGAAUACGGCUACUAGAAACCUCGUAAAACCAAUCAUAAUAUGUAAGAGAACAGGCCGGGAAUAAAGAGUAAUAUUCAAGAAACCAUUA